AUGGAGCCAUCGGACCAAGAUGCGGAGUCGCAUUCAGAGUCGAGCGUGGAACAAGCACCGCCCGAUGUGCCCGUUAAACUCGGCCGCUCCGGCGCAUUGGCUGCCCUUGUUGCUUUCGGUACAGGUGUUGCUCUGGGAGCUUCUCAUGGCAGCCAGAAGAGCGCGCUUCGAUUCCGUGCUGAGAACGCACACCGCUUUCCGACGGACCCGAGUGGGUGGUAUCAAUAUCACAAGAGCAAGAAUUAUGUUUCGAUGCUCGGAGGGCUGAAAGAAGGAGUCAAGCUAGGGACCAAACUGAGCGUGGGGGUGUUGGGGUUCAGUCUGCUGGAAAAUAUCGUUGACCAGGCCCGUCCGGGAAAUCGAGAUUUUCUUUCUACGGUGACGGCUGGUCUGACGUUUUCUGGGAUUUACAGCUUGAUCGCUCGACACGACGUUUAUACCGCUGCACGAAUAUCAAAGCUGGGUUUAAAGUUCAGUCUGGUAUACGGUUUAGGUCAGGAUCUUCUCGCACUGGGACAAGGAAGGAAACCAGGAUACAUUGCUUGGAUAUAUAAAGGAAAGGACUCGACAAGUGAAGCGGUCUAG
Messenger RNA from Ophidiomyces ophidiicola, 585 nucleotides. RefSeq lists its product as uncharacterized. NCBI's taxonomy places the organism in Eukaryota, Fungi, Ascomycota, Eurotiomycetes, Onygenales, Onygenaceae. The transcript is spliced from 2 exons. The record is from RefSeq and is a predicted model, not a curated record. The coding region runs from base 1 to 585 and encodes 194 amino acids.